Molecule: messenger RNA, 1877 nt
Organism: Fundulus heteroclitus (mummichog)
Lineage: Eukaryota; Metazoa; Chordata; Actinopteri; Cyprinodontiformes; Fundulidae
Gene: ypel3
Product: yippee-like 3
Exons: 5
Coding region: 377-736 (119 amino acids)
Source: RefSeq, a predicted model, not a curated record
UUCCAUAAACAAACUGCAUUUUUGUUCCGCAGGGGAACGCGCUAGUCUUCUGGUUUGUAACCCUGCCAGCAUUGUCAGGUCUCUCCCCCCCCCCACUCCAGCUCCCGUUUUGGGAAAAGGCUGCGACAGGACCUUCAUUUCUGAGGCGGGAAGAAAAAAAGAAAAAAAAAAAACACGGAAACGUGGGCUCCGUUACAACAAAAACAAUCAGAGCUGAGGGUUAUUUUUUUCCAACGGUCAGCGCGUGGAGGGCUGUAGCGCCGAGCUAAACGCUGGACUCCACGGUCUACAUUGUCUGCCUUCUUCCUUCUGUUAUUAAGCUGUCAGCCAUCGUAGGCCGCUGUAUAUUCUUUGCACAACUUCGGUUUUAGCAGACAUGGUGAAGCUGACAAAAGCCAAGACUUUCCAGGCUUACCUGGACUCCUGCCACCGCCGCUACAGCUGCGUGCACUGCCGCGCCCAUCUGGCAAACCACGACGAUCUUAUCUCAAAGUCAUUUCAAGGCAGCCAGGGACGAGCAUACCUCUUUAACUCAGUGGUCAACGUGGGCUGUGGUCCCGCCGAGGAGAGGCUGCUGCUUACGGGACUCCACGCAGUGGCCGACAUUUACUGUGAAAACUGUCACACCACUCUGGGCUGGAAAUAUGAGCAGGCCUUCGAACUGAGCCAGAAGUACAAAGAGGGGAAGUACAUCAUCGAGCUGUCCCAUAUGAUUAAGGACAACGGCUGGGAUUGAAAAAGACAACGGCCAUGUUUCUUCAUGACUUUUUAAGAGGAGGAGGGGGGAGAAAAAAAAAGAAGUCGCAUCCCCUCGACGCGAAAGGGUUCAAGUAUAUCGUCCUCAUCUCGCCUUGGAGCCACUGCUGUGCCACACUUUUACUUCAUGCAGCUUCGCUAAGAAUAGCAUGUGAUGCCUUACCCUUCGUCUAUUCCUCACGUUUCUUUCACCAACACACUUACCGAGACCUUCAUCCCGACGAUUAGUGAUUCUGGGGACUGAUUCAAGUGUACGGCUUGUGCGCGUGUGGAGAGAGAGAGAGUGAGUGAGUGGUGUAGUUACACGGGUACCGGGUGUGGGGUGGAUUUAUUAUUAUUUUUUAAAGCCUUUUAACGCACGAAAGAUCCAACUUUUUACAGCGAUCGCUAAACCGUGUGGCGUUUAAAGCCACAAGGCCAAUCAAAGCUAAGGAGCUUGAUUGUUAUUUGGAUUUUUUUUUUUUGUUUUGUUUCUUUCCUUUGAGUUUAAGGUGCAGCUUUUGAUGGAUAUUGCCUAAACGGAUUUCAUUACCAAGGCUUGUUUCAAUGGUUGACCUUUGAGUUAAAUAUACAGGGAGGAUAUGGGAAUACAUAGAGCAGCAGGCGAGCUCUUUAUUUUUUUUUAUUAUAUUAUUAAUUCAUGUUAUUUUUUUUAUUAUUUUUAAAGCCAAUAAUAAGGCAGUCGGGAUAUUGAGUUAGUAAUAUUCAAGCCAACAGAAAUCUGCAAGAAUUUCUCCGUCUGUAGCGAGUCUUCUGUUCACAGGUGUAACGUUGUGUAUGUGUGCGCGCGCGUUUGCAGUGAGGCAUCUUAAGCUGGAUGGUGUUGUGAAGCAUUAGUCUGGAACUGAUUUACCUCCAGAAUAUUUUUAUUUUUAUUUUUUUCACUGCACACUUGAGAUAGCUUUACUCCCGUUUAAUGCUAACGAGACCUAUAUCCUGUAUACGUUUUGCGCAUUACCUAACACUGAGCAGUCCCUAUCGACACAUCGGCUUCACUGUGUUAAUGCAAAUUGUGGUUAGGAUAGAUGUAGCAUAUUUAUGGUGAUUUUUAAAUGUCUGCUUUCAUUAAAGUGGUUUUUAUUUUAACCUGGUCUUUCAUUAAAAUACAGAUUCUCUGUACA